Messenger RNA from Microthlaspi erraticum, 1425 nucleotides. The record is from the annotation of a GenBank genome assembly. Lineage: Eukaryota; Viridiplantae; Streptophyta; Magnoliopsida; Brassicales; Brassicaceae.
AUGGUCAAAAGGAAAGUUACGUGUAAUAUUGAGUCUAGGCAAGAGAUCAAGAACACCCUUGUUAACUUGGAACUUUCUAAAAGCAUUCAUAAUCCAGUUCCUAUCUUUACCUUUUCAUUUAAAGAUCAAGUGGAUAGUCAAUUAAAAGUUCUUCUAGCUCUGCAAGAAGGUGGGAUUCUUAAAGAAGAAGCACAAGAGGAAGCUGAUUUUUUCUGUGAAUGUGAUCAAGAAGUUGUUCUUGAUGCUGAGGAGGGUGAAGAGAAGGAAGACAUUGUGAUUGUUAUGAACAUGGAGAAGAAUCUUGAGUACGAACGUCAGACUAUGCCAAAGGAUCAAGAAGACGAAAAUUCUUUAGCCGAUGUUGACGAAGAAGAAGAAGAAGAAGAUGUUGUAAACUCAGAUGCAGAGAAUGAUCUAUCUUCUCUAGCAGAUAGCGAUAGAGAUCAUCCCUCAUCUUUAUCUAUUACAAGCUUGGAGUCAGUGCUCGUGAUAGAGAAUCAAACUCAUGAUGAAACCGAUGAAGUUUACAAGAAAUACUGCGAGAAAAUGAGAUGGUAUGACAUCCUCAGCCGCGAUAGAACAUAUGGACUAAGUGUGAUCAUAAACCAAGAAACGGCAAGUAGUUUGAGCUUAUGGGGGAAAACGGCAGAGAAGAGGCUAAAACAAAGCAUAGAGAAGGAUCUUGAGCUAGUAUAUGUUGCUCAGUUAUGUUUAUCAUGGGAAGCUCUUCAGCAUCAGUACAUCACAGUGAGAGAGACUUUGAAUCCCGCUGGUUCGAAAGGCGAUGGUCUCUCAAAAGAGUUCCAGAAGUUUCAAGUUUUAUUAGAGAGGUUCUUGGAAGAUGAAAGGUGUGAAGGAAAAAGAGUCUUGAGCUUUGUCCAAAGAAGGUUUGAGCUGAUGAGCUUCUUUCAAAUCCCAGGACUUUCCGGAUAUAACAGAAAUGGACGUCAUGAAGGAGAUGAAGAAAGAAAGGACAAACAAGUGUUGAAAGCGAUAGAGAGAUGCAUUGAAGUCUUCUAUGACUUUGUUAAAGUAGACAUCAAGAGACCUUUGAUGUGGGAAAGACUUAAAGUCUCUCUUGUGAAUUCUCCUCUUAUGGAAUUGGAAGAUCCUAGAGACAUUAACCUUUUUCUUGACUUAAAAAAUUCACUUCAAAAGGAACAGUUGCUGAAGGAUGUACAAGGAAACAAGAAGAAGAAUUGGUUCAAGAAGAAAUCUUCUAACUUGGAAGAAGAGCUUGAGAGAGACGAAUACUUUAUGCUAGUAAGAUUCAUAUUGCUAGACUUAAAGCUUGUGUCUAGAGUUUUACACAUGUCUUUGGUCUCAUCUUCACACCUGGAGUGGUGUCAACAAAAGCUCAACAACAUUGAUUUCAAUGGUGGCAAAAUCUCUAGAACUUCCUCCCCUGUUUUAUUCCCAUCUUGA